AUGUAUAUAUAUAUAUAUAUAUGCCCAUACCCAAAUCCAUUCUCGAAUACUAAAUCGUUUUCCUUUUUGCUUUUACGAGGUGAGGUAAUGGCGACUGGUUUGGUCCGACGAGCGAUAUCGAGGUUUGAGUCUUCUCCUGCGGCGAAGCAGAUAUUUGGUCGUGCCCAUGCGUCCGAAGCUCAAGCGCAGCAGGUGGAGUCCAAGGCCGCCGCCGCCAACAUAAAAAAGUUCCAAAUCUACCGGUGGAGUCCGGAGAACCCGCAAAAACCGGAGCUUCAGGAGUACCAAGUCGAUCUGAAGGAGUGCGGGCCCAUGGUUCUAGACGCUCUGAUCAAGAUUAAGAACGAGAUCGACUCCUCACUCACCUUCCGGCGGUCGUGCCGGGAGGGCAUCUGCGGCUCUUGCGCCAUGAAUAUCGACGGCAAGAACGGACUAGCUUGCCUCACCAAGAUUUCUUCCGGCUCUGACUCCAUGAUCACUCCGCUCCCCCACAUGUUCGUGAUAAAGGAUCUGGUGGUUGAUAUGACCAACUUCUACAACCAGUAUAAGUCAAUUGAACCCUGGCUCAAGAGGAAGACUCCUCCCCAGACGCCCGGCAAAGAGAUUCCUCAGAGCAAGGCCGAUAGAGCUAAGCUGGAUGGGAUGUACGAGUGCAUUCUCUGCGCCUGCUGUAGCACAUCCUGCCCUAGUUACUGGUGGAACCCAGAGUCUUAUCUUGGCCCCGCCGCCCUCCUCCAUGCCAACAGAUGGAUAAUGGACAGCCGUGAUGAAUAUACCAAGGAGCGCCUUGAAGCAGUUGAUCAUGAAUUCAAGCUUUAUCGCUGCCAUACUAUUUUGAAUUGUGCCAAAGCUUGCCCAAAGGGACUGAAUCCUGGAAAACAAAUCCAGAAUAUCAAGGCACUAGAGGUUAACAGACGAUUUGUAUGAAUUCAGAUUUUCUGUUUAUGAAGUUAGUACACCUUAGACAAAAUAAUAUGCUGAUAUGCAAACCUUCUGGUUUACCAAUUUUUUGACCUUGUGUCCGAGGUCCUUGUUUCUCUUAAAACUUUUGUAAGUCAGCUUGUGCCAUCUUUAAACUAUGUCUUGAGCAUUAUUCUCCUAUCCUUAAUGGAAAGUGUGACGUUCUGGGGUACUGCACAGAUGUACCUCACUGUGUAUGUGUUUAUAUA
Ipomoea nil (Japanese morning glory) is the source of this 1169-nucleotide messenger RNA. Its product is annotated as succinate dehydrogenase [ubiquinone] iron-sulfur subunit 2, mitochondrial-like. The record is from RefSeq and is a predicted model, not a curated record. Bases 1 to 927 code for a protein of 308 amino acids. The transcript has 2 exons. Gene Ontology annotation, cellular component: mitochondrion. Gene Ontology annotation, biological process: aerobic respiration; tricarboxylic acid cycle; respiratory electron transport chain. Lineage: Eukaryota; Viridiplantae; Streptophyta; Magnoliopsida; Solanales; Convolvulaceae. Gene Ontology annotation, molecular function: 2 iron, 2 sulfur cluster binding; electron transfer activity.